Chlamydomonas reinhardtii is the source of this 792-nucleotide messenger RNA. RefSeq lists its product as uncharacterized. The transcript has a single exon. The coding region runs from base 121 to 519 and encodes 132 amino acids. Gene Ontology annotation, cellular component: nucleosome. NCBI's taxonomy places the organism in Eukaryota, Viridiplantae, Chlorophyta, Chlorophyceae, Chlamydomonadales, Chlamydomonadaceae. The record is from RefSeq and is a predicted model, not a curated record. Gene Ontology annotation, molecular function: DNA binding; protein heterodimerization activity; structural constituent of chromatin.
GGCGAGCCGUCGCGCCCAGGGACUCGUCUAUAUAAAUACGAGGCGUUUCUCUGCAACUCAAAUAAAGUUCCACAUCCGCAACUCGUUAAUUCUCUCUUUCUUCAACUCCAACCCAACACAAUGGCUGGUCGCGGCAAGGGCAAGACCUCGGGCAAGAAGGCCGUGAGCCGCAGCGCCAAGGCCGGCCUGCAGUUCCCUGUGGGCCGCAUUGCGCGCUACCUGAAGAAGGGCAAGUACGCCGAGCGCAUCGGUGCCGGCGCGCCCGUGUACCUGGCCGCCGUGCUGGAGUACCUGACCGCAGAGGUGCUGGAGCUGGCCGGCAACGCCGCCCGCGACAACAAGAAGAACCGCAUCGUGCCCCGCCACAUCCAGCUGGCCAUUCGCAACGAUGAGGAGCUGGGUAAGCUGCUGGGCGAGGUGACCAUCGCCUCGGGCGGUGUGCUGCCCAACAUCCACGCCGUGCUGCUGCCCAAGAAGACCAAGGGCGGCAAGGCCGAGGACGGCUCUGCCGCUGUGUAAGCGGGCUCAUGCUUCGCUGCACGCGUGUAGCUACAGCUGUCACGCUGCUUCCCUCAAACUCGGUGUUUAUCAACACCACCAUUCACGUGUCACUUCGCGUGUUCAGGGUUUGGGUAACGGGUGUCAAAGGCGCUCUGGGGACCGCCCACUUGCAGGGUUGGAUGGGCGUAGGUACCAAUUCGUUCUUCACACGUAUGGGUGGGCGGGGGCUGGGCACAGAGUGUAGGUUGGUUCAGGGCGGAGACGUGUCAGAAGCUUUGUUACCCCUUCCCC